Molecule: messenger RNA, 2139 nt
Organism: Amborella trichopoda
Lineage: Eukaryota; Viridiplantae; Streptophyta; Magnoliopsida; Amborellales; Amborellaceae
Product: BOI-related E3 ubiquitin-protein ligase 1
Molecular function (GO): ubiquitin-protein transferase activity
Source: RefSeq, a predicted model, not a curated record
UAUAUAUUAGGCUAUCCUACACUCUUCCCUUGCUUUAUCUUUUACUUCGCUCGCGCCUCUCUAUUGCUUGCUCCCUCCCUCUUUCCCUUCAUUUUUUUCUCCUGAGUUCAUUGCGGAGAAGUAGUUCGUUUCCUUUUCGUUUAUUUCUCUUACUUGGAUUGCAAUUCUCUGCAAUACGUUUUCUCUCUCUCUAAAGCCGGGACGCGAGGAAGAGAGAGGAACGAGGUUUUGCCAUGGCUGUGCAGGCUCAGUACCCCUCGAAUGCCUUCACUAUAGAUUUUCGUAACAGGACAAGGAAUACUCCAAUGGAUGAGCUCCAGUUCCAAAACCAGGAGUAUCAGACCACAAACUUGUAUAGAAACUUCAAUUACAUGGGCCAGGUCAUCAAUGGAACGGUUUUCAGCGACCCGGAGAGUGAACUGACUUGCAAUAUCUCAGGAUCGAGGAAGCGAACCAGAGAAGAACCAGUGGCCUUGACUCCCUUGCAGCAGCAGCAAAUCCUGAAUCAGCUUCGAUACGGAAAUUUCAUGAAGUUGCAGGAAAAAUCGGGCCAGAUAUCGACUGGUUUAAACGUCUCUCAUGAAGAAACUCGCCUUAAUCAAUCAAUUGGUACUUCAACCAGUGGUCGCCCUCCUACCGGUACAGGGCAUCCCUCUUCUCCUUUCACUCAGGAGGUCAUGGCGUCUCUUUAUCAGCAAAAUGAGGAAAUCGACGCAUUAAUCCGGCUCCAGAGCGAGAAAAUUCGAUUGGGAUUGGAAGAGAAGAGGCAGAGACAUUUCAGAGCUCUCCUCUCUGUUCUGGAGCAACAGAUCUGGAAAAGGCUCAAGGAAAAGGAAACAGAGCUCGAAAACGUGAGCAGGAGGAACGCCGAGCUCGAAGAAAAGGUUAGGCAAAUGAGCUUAGAGAACCAGAUAUGGCAGCACGCUGCGCGGAACAAUGAAUCCAUGGUCUCCAACUUAAAGUCCAGUCUCGAGCAAGUCCUCUCUCAGAACAUGAACAUGGCAGGCCAAACCAAAGAAGGCUAUGGAGACAGUGAGGCCAACACGGCCAUUGCUGCCGGAGCCGAUGAUGCGCAGUCGAGCUGCUACAAUGGAGGCAUGGAUUCGGAGGCUAGGGCCUUCAAGGAAAAUCAGGAAUUAAAGCAUCGAAGAACUUGCAAAAUUUGCCGGAAAAGCGAGAUCUCGAUCCUCUUAUUGCCAUGCAGGCACCUCUGCCUCUGCAAAGAUUGUGAGUCCAAGUUUGAUGUCUGCCCUCUCUGUAAUUCUAGGAAGAACGCGAGCCUACAAAUUCACUUGUGAAGACGGUUUUUGUGUCACUGGAAAAUUUUGCAAAUUCGAAUGUGAAGACGGUUUUCAAAUCGCCGGAAAAUUUUGAAAAGGAGCAUCGACGGCGAGGAUCUAGCCGGGGAACGGCUUCUUGGUAGUCUGUCUCCGGGAAAUGAUGGGGUUUUCGGGGUUGGCGGAUUUUGGCAGUGGUUGAAAGGGACGGUGAUUUGGGUGGGCGUAAUGAUAGGUAACCGUCUUUUUCUUUUUCUUUUUUUUUGGUAUUUCUUUUUAGGCUUUUUUUUGGAUGAGUUUAUUUGUUUAAGGGGGAAAAGAUCAUCUCGAAAAGACUUGUUUCAUCGCUCAGUAAAAAAACAAGACGGGUGUAAAGAUUCAAUGGUCCCUUUCUUUUUGGGUGUAAAGAUUCAAUGGUCUCUUUCUCUGUAUAUAUUUUAGUUUCAUCUGUUUUACUCUUGGUUUCAAUGCUUUUUCUCUAGGAUUAGUUCUCUCUCUCUAUUUUCUUCUGCACUCUUAUUAUCAACGAUUUCUUCCCCUCGCUUCAAUCUCAAUUCUCAUUCUCUCUCUUCAGUAUCCGUUAUUUGCUUUUCUCUCUGUACGUCUCACUUCGACCUACUGUCAUCCGCAAGUAGACAUUACCUUUUCAGUUUUUUACAGUUCAUCUCUCGAUCUCUUUUCCCCUUGUGUCUUUUGUUGCUCUUCUGCCCUUUCCCCCUUUCUCUCUCUAAGAAAUUUCAAGUUACCUACUCUCUCUCUCUCUGCAUCUGUGUAAUUUAUGUUGUCCAAGUAGUGUGCAAAGCUUUAAAUGUACGAGAGGUACGUAUGAAUCGAGACAUGCGGUUUUGGUGGCUUUGUUUCA